This is a messenger RNA of Paramormyrops kingsleyae, 1242 nucleotides long. Lineage: Eukaryota; Metazoa; Chordata; Actinopteri; Osteoglossiformes; Mormyridae. The record is from RefSeq and is a predicted model, not a curated record.
CUGCUUAUGUACAUGUUUUCAGGUGUUUUUUUUUUAAAUACUGAACUAUGCUUGCUUCCCCCCUAUAGUUGUAUCUGCACGCAAAAAUGUUCAGACUGAAAGUACAGCUAACUCAUCAGAAAGACUUCAGCCUGCAAUACAGCAAACCAGUGAAACAGGAGGUUUGUUUGUACCCUUUUCUACAUUGCUAUUUAAGAAAUAUGUAAACAUUACAGAAAAAAUGGGAAAAGAAUUGCUGGAUUGAAAUGUUAAUUUAGAUAUUUCAUUUGUGUAAUUUGGUUCACAGAAAUGUGGCUGUUAAUGUGUAGGGUGUAAAUUAUGUAUUUUGACUUAGGCCUAAUUCAAGUAGGCCACAUUUUUCUUAUUCUGCUUUCAGCCAAGUUGCAUGUUUCUGAUUUCUCUUUUAUUAGGUGCACCCACUUUGCAGAUUGCUCUUGACAAAGCAAAACUAACAAUAGAGAUGCAAAAGCAGAAGAUUCUUCAUCUUCAGGAAAAAGUUGACUCCCUGACAGAUGACAAAAAUUUUCUCAGAGCAAGAUUAGAGGAUGCACUUCUGAGGCAUGAAGCCGUAAUGUCUCCUGGACAGGCACUGUCUGCAUCUUCAUCCAAUACUGCUGCAUCCAAGGAGAAGGUGUCCAGUGAUGAAUCUUCUGAUUCCUCAGAAUCUUCAGAUUCAUCAGAUUCCGAACCAAGAACAAAGAAGAAGAAAAAGGAUAAAAAACGAAGAAACAAGAAAAAAUCCAAGAAACUGAGGGUUGAUUUUAGAAGAGUAAAAAACCCUGAAGACUCCAUCAAACGCUACCACAAAGUGUUACACCUGGUAAAUGGUGGCUUCACUAAAGCUGAAGCGUACAACAAAAUUAAUGUUGACAGAAACACAAUUGUCAUGCAAGCCCCCAUUGCUGAGUUGGCAGUUGCAAAUCCCGAAGAAUACAAAGCAGUGAGAGCCACUUUUAAAAUGGGAGAAAGCAUCCAAAAAUUUUCUGAUGUCUGUCUUGCAAGGUGCCUGGCUCAGCCUAAUGUAGACAUGAUAAAAAAAUUGAAAGAGAGCAGUGCCCUUCUUGAUAUAUCAAAGAAGUGAGGUAUACUUGUUGCUUAAAGGGAUAGUUCACCCAAAAAUUAAACUUUUCAUUUACUCACCCUCAAGUAGUUCCAAAUCUGUAUGAGAUUUUUCUUCUGCUGAACACAAGGGAAGCUAUUUGGACGAAUGUUUGCAACCAAGCAGAUCUUGGGCACCACUGA